Messenger RNA from Knipowitschia caucasica, 234 nucleotides. Lineage: Eukaryota; Metazoa; Chordata; Actinopteri; Gobiiformes; Gobiidae. The record is from the annotation of a GenBank genome assembly.
AUGCCUCUUCCUCAGGUCCCUUCAGCCGGAUGUGCAGGUUUGGGGGGGUGGGUUGGGAUUGAAGCUCCAGGGACCGUGCUCGGGCUAAUACGCAGGAUCAGUGUGGUCUGUGAUCAGAAUGAGCUGGGUGUGUGUGAGGAGACGGAGGAUAGAGGGUGCGGCGGCCUCAUUACGGCCGGGUUCCUGGGCGGCGGCUCCUCGGACACGGCUCUCGGUGGAUGCGAUGGCGGAUGA